AUGAUCACGUUGGUACUGUUUGUGAUUGAUAGUACUAAUUAUGGUGAUAAUAGGGAUGAUCAUGAUGAUAACGGCGAUGAUCAUGAUGAUGGUUACGAUCAUGAUGCUGUUGGAUAUGAUCAUGAUCUUGAUAGUAAUGAUCAUGUUGAUGUUAAUGAUGUUGGUGGUUAUGAUCAUCAUGCUGAUAGUGAUCAUGAUGAUGGUAACGAUCAUGAUGAUGGUAACGAUCAUGAUAAUGAACAUGUUGGUAUUGAUUAUGAUGGUACUAAUUAUAGUAUUGGAAAUGAUCAUGAUGGUAGUGAUCAUAAUAUUGACAAUGAUCAUGAAACUGAUAGCGAUCACGAUGAUGCUAAUAAUUAUGAAUAUGGCAAUGAUCAUGGCGAUGACAAUGAUCAUCAUGAUGGUAAUGAUCAUGAUAGCAAUAAUCAUGAUGAUAACAAUGAUCAUGAUAGCAAAGCAAUGAUCAUGAUGGUAAUGUUCAUGAUCUUAUGGUAA
Messenger RNA from Sabethes cyaneus, 495 nucleotides. RefSeq names its product prostatic spermine-binding protein-like. The transcript has a single exon. The record is from RefSeq and is a predicted model, not a curated record. Bases 1 to 495 code for a protein of 164 amino acids. Lineage: Eukaryota; Metazoa; Arthropoda; Insecta; Diptera; Culicidae.